UUUCUUCAUCUCUUUCACUCUUGUCAAUUUCAUUUGAUCAACCACAAAAAAAAAGCCAAAAUGAUGAGAAUUGCAGCAUCCGCGAAGAGAAUCAUCGGAACGGCGUCGUCGUCGUUGGAGGCGCCACACCCGGCGAUUAGGGUUCUGCCGCGGCUCUACCACGAGAGGGUGGUGGACCACUACGACAACCCCCGGAAUGUUGGAUCCUUUGACAAGAACGACCCCAACGUUGGCACCGGUCUGGUCGGAGCACCCGCUUGUGGCGAUGUCAUGAAGCUUCAGAUUAAGGUUGAUGAGAAGACAGGGAAGAUCGUCGAUGCUUGCUUCAAGACCUUCGGUUGUGGAUCCGCCAUCGCUUCUUCCUCCGUCGCUACUGAAUGGGUGAAGGGAAAGCAAAUGGAGGAAGUUCUGUCCAUUAAAAACACUGAGAUUGCAAAGCAUCUGUCACUCCCACCAGUGAAGCUUCACUGCAGCAUGCUUGCUGAGGACGCUAUAAAAGCAGCUGUUAAGGAUUUAGAAGCUAAGCGUGGCCCAGCAACUGGAGAGAAAGCUGCCACUGCAUGAUUUGCUAACCUCUAGUAUGAUGAGGUGAACAACCAUUAGUUUGACUCUCUAAUGGUGUUAACUAGUCAAUUGCGAUCAUUUCAACAUCAUGAGGCCAAACAUUUCUUGGUUGGAGCUAGUUAUUAGACUGUUCUGUCACACUCAUAGGUGAAGUAAAUAUUUGUAUCUCUUGCCAUAGUUUAUUAUCUGCAUGUUUGUAGGAGGGAAGUCAUAUAUGUGUUAAAACUAUGAACACAAUAAAAUAAAGCAGAAUAUUUACAUAUUGAAAUA
Molecule: messenger RNA, 834 nt
Organism: Lotus japonicus
Lineage: Eukaryota; Viridiplantae; Streptophyta; Magnoliopsida; Fabales; Fabaceae
Exons: 3
Coding region: 61-564 (167 amino acids)
Biological process (GO): intracellular iron ion homeostasis; iron-sulfur cluster assembly
Cellular component (GO): cytoplasm; mitochondrial matrix
Molecular function (GO): 2 iron, 2 sulfur cluster binding; ferrous iron binding
Source: RefSeq, a predicted model, not a curated record